AAUAAUAAUAAUAAUAAUAAUAAUAAUAAUAAUAAUAAUAGUGAUCGUCCACCAUUAUUUCGUUUCCAACGUGAAACUGAGAAGACACACCGUGAAGUUUCAGAAUCUCAUCAUCAUCAACAUAAUCACUACUACCAUCAACAAGAACCUUAUAUGCAAGAGAGAGGACGUUCUCGUAGGGGAAUGAGUGAAAAAAGAACAACUCUUACAACACCUCCUACAGUCUCUAUUGCUACUUCUACAGCCUGUCUUGCUGCUCGUUGUUUACGAUUACUUAUUCAAUAUGCCCCAUUUUAUCGCUAUGCGGGUUUUUAUCUUAUUCAACACAUUCCUUCUAUUUCACGUUUGUUGGAGGUGAGUGUGCGAUUAGCAGAAGAACACGAAACUCAUCGCUGUAUAGAUGAAGCGGCACUGAUGUUGACAGUGGAGUUGGCAUUAUUAUUUGGACUCGCACUGGCGCAGGAUCCACGAGGGCGACAAUUACUCGCAUCAGAAUUCUGCAAUCAUCAUAGUGAGGCACAACAGGUGCGUCGUGCAUUGAUCUCUAAUCUAAAUCUUGUUUCACUAUCGUACUUGAGUAAUAGUAAUAAUAAUAAUAAUAAUAAUAAUAAUAGUGUUAUUAUUAAGGGUAGAGUUGAUCCUACUGAUUAUGCGAGAGAAACGGCGGCGGUUGUGGCUAUUGGAUUCCCUGUAGUAGAUGUGACUGGAGUGCGAAUAAAUGCAGUGGAUGGAGUUGUGUGGGAAUCACCAGACCGUCCAUCACGUACGGCCGUGCAUGAUCUCUUCAGACUGCAGGAAGAGCGAUGGAAUAGCGGUGGAGAGAAACAACAACUAUCGGUUGGUUCCUAUGAAAGAACUCGUAGUAGAAAUAAUAAUAAUAAUGAUAAUAAUAAUAAUAAUAAUAAUAAUAAUAAUAAUAAUAAUAAUAGUCAUGAUAAUUAUAGUGAGGAUAGAAGUCAUGUUGGGAUGCGCCAUGGUGAGUGGAAAGAAGGGAGUGGAAUUCAAACCGCGUUAACAUCAUCAUCAUUAUUAUUAUUAUCAUCGGAUGAAUAUCGUCAACAGCGACUCACCUUUAUUGUAUUAAGUUAUGCGAUUCAUUAUACAUUUAAGUUUGCCUGUGAAAAUGCGGCAACGGCGUUAAACUUUACUGCGGCUUUACGUGGAAUGGUAGAGAAUACAGAUGUGAGUUAUACUAGUACUACCACUCCCCCCAUUACCACAGCAGCAGCAGCAAGAAGAAAAGAAAGAAAAGAAAAAGAAGAGAAAGAAAUAACAACAGGAAGUGCAAUUCCUUCUCUACAAACUUCUCCAUCUAAUAAUAAGAAACCGCAUCGUUACUAUAAUGAAUACUUGGUAGAUACAAACAAACGAACAGAGAAUACAUCUCAACAACAACAAGGAGAAGAAACAUCAAUGUUAUCUCCAGCCCCACGGAAUCCUCGCGAAGGUGUUCUUAACACAUCAAAGGCUACAGCAGCAUGGUCUGAAGAUGAUGAUAAUAAUGAUAAUGACAAUCCUAACAGGAAUCCUCCUCAUCAUCCUCCUCAUCAUCAUCAUCAAACUACAUCUCAUCCAUAUAAUGAUAGUAAUGAUAUCAAUAGUAAUCAAGAUAAUACCUCUUCUGCUCAAAUGGCACAUCCUCUUUCUCAUCAGGAGGCUCAAAUAUUCCUUCGCUUUCAUCGUUCCUUAAAUCUUUUUUUAGAUCUUGCCCACUUCUAUGAAAAGCGUAUAAUGUCAAAGUGUAAACGUUUACCGGUUGUGUAUGAGGCGACGGGUGAAAAGGGAAUGGUGCGACGUCAAGGAAAAUAUGAAGUCCGGCAAACAAUAGCGAAACUUUUACAAGCAACUAAAAAUACCAACAACUCCAACUUUUUUUCUUCUUCUUCUUCUUCUUAUGGAGAACCAUUACAAUUACAUCAACAACAACAACAACCAUCGUUAAUGAACCGUGGAAGUGUUGGUCGUUUGCAUGGUAAUCAUUUACGUUCAUGGUCUAUAAAUGAUUUACAGGAAGAGGAUUUAUUUUAUUUUUAUAUUUCAUAUAUGGAUUUGACAAUAGAAGCUCUUCAGUUUACACGUCGGGAGGCUUUAGCCCAUAGUCGUCGAAUGAAAAGAUUAUUUGCCAUUACACCGCAGUCUGCAAAGGGACGACGAUGGUUAUUACAUGAUGUUGUUACUAAUAUUAUGCCUGGUGUUAUUCAUGCCUUAUCACAAUUUAUUCAAUGGUUUGAUCAUUAUGGUGUGGAGAGUAUAAAACUUAUAUUAUUGAUUUAUUUUCAAAAUGAUGAUAAGGAUAAGAUAAGAAAAUCAACGGAAGAUUUAAGAAAUCCACAAGAGAGUGAUAAUAAUAAUAAUCCUAAUAUUAAUAGAAGUAGGAUGUAUACAGAAACAUCCCCACCAUUAUUCUUAUCUUCUCUAAAUAAUAACAACCAUACUGAACAGACUGUGGAGGAGAAGGAUACCACUUCAUUACCACAACCAGAAGAUGUCGCUUUACAUUCAGGGAAUUUAAUUUCACUUUUACAACAAGUGGCUUUUUAUUUAAAUCGUCGAAACCAAAUGGAAGACGAACAACAACAGGGAGAGACAUUUACGGCCUCAUCCAUUCAUCAUAAUGGAUUGAGUAACAGAAGAAGUGUACCGCAAUUUUUCCAAUCCCCAUCUAUUAGAAGAGAGCGCGGAAAAGAAGAAGAAGAAGAAGAAAAAGAAAAAGAAGUAAAAGUAAACACAACACCAUCUGCAGGAAGAGGAAGAUCACAUGUAUUAUCAACCUCACCAAAAACAAAGAGAUCUGUUUUCUUAAAUGAUAUUGAACGAGAGAUUGAGCGAUUGCAAAGUCUGGAAUUUCGUGGAGAUGAAGAUACUAGCAGACUUGUAGAAACACUUCUUCUUCCGGAUGUAUAUGCCAGUCCCUACGAUACACUUCGCCAGCAGAGUAGUGAUGUCCUGCAGAAUAAUGAAGUUGAUGAAUAUGGGGAUGAAAUAGAGGAGGAAGAAGAAGAAGAAGAGGAUGAAUUUGAUGAGGAGAAGGGUUUCUAA
Trypanosoma theileri is the source of this 3039-nucleotide messenger RNA. Its product is annotated as putative casein kinase II, alpha chain. The transcript has a single exon. The annotation marks the transcript as partial. The record is from RefSeq and is a predicted model, not a curated record. NCBI's taxonomy places the organism in Eukaryota, Euglenozoa, Kinetoplastea, Trypanosomatida, Trypanosomatidae.